Herpailurus yagouaroundi (jaguarundi) is the source of this 6792-nucleotide messenger RNA. It is a transcript of the gene GLI2, whose product is annotated as GLI family zinc finger 2. Lineage: Eukaryota; Metazoa; Chordata; Mammalia; Carnivora; Felidae. The record is from RefSeq and is a predicted model, not a curated record. Gene Ontology annotation, molecular function: RNA polymerase II cis-regulatory region sequence-specific DNA binding; DNA-binding transcription factor activity, RNA polymerase II-specific. Gene Ontology annotation, biological process: regulation of transcription by RNA polymerase II; smoothened signaling pathway. Gene Ontology annotation, cellular component: nucleus.
GAGCUCGCCAGCCGAGGCAGCACGGCUCCGCGGACUUUUUUUCAAACUACCAUCAAUGAGACUUCGAGGAGGAGCGGGAGGCGGCGGCGGCGGCGGCGGCGGCGGCGGGCGCGCAGGAAGGCGAGGAGGCGCCGGGGGAGCCAGAGGAGCCGGAGGAGCUGAAGCAAGGAGCGUGGGCCGCGCGGCGCGCGGGAGCCUAGGGGAGCUCCCGGCUCGCCGGCGGUAGGGGCUGCUGGGCCCCCGCCCGCCUCUCGGUCCCCUCCCCUGCCUGGCCCGCCCCGCCCCGCCCCGGCCGGACUGAGCCCCGGUACACGGCAGCCCGCGGCGGGUCGCCGCGCCAGCCAAGUUGGGAUGGGGGCCCGAAGCCACCGCUCGGCGCCCCAGAGGCCACCUGCGUGCUAGAGGCAAACUUUUGUCUCCCUCGGGCUGUCACCCAGGACCAUGAGCGGCUAAGAUGGAGACGUCCGCCUCAGUCACGGCCACGGAGAAGAAAGACGCCAAAAGUGGGAGCCUGGAGGGUGUCGCUUUCCCCGACCCGGGCAGGAAGGCCUCUGCUCUCGCGGUGGCCACGGCGGCCGCGGCAGCGGUGGCUGCCCAAGGAGUGCCACAACACCUUUUGCCACCGUUUCAUGCUCCCUUACCGAUUGACAUGAGACACCAGGAGGGAAGGUACCAUUAUGAGCCCCACUCUGUCCACGGCGUGCACGGGCCUCCUGCCCUGAGUGGCAGCCCCAUUAUCUCCGACAUCUCGUUGAUCCGGCUUUCCCCACACCCCGCCGGCCCCGGGGAGUCCCCCUUCAACGCCCCCCACCCCUACGUGAGCCCCCACAUGGAGCAUUACCUCCGUGCCAUGCACAGCAGCCCCACACUCCCCACGAUCUCUGCGGCCCGGGGCCUUAGCCCCGCUGACGUGGCCCACGAGCACCUCAAGGAGAGGGGAUUGUUUGGCCUCCCCGCUCCGGGCACCAACCCCUCAGACUAUUACCACCAGAUGACUCUCAUGGCGGGCCACCCUGCGCCAUACGGGGACCUGCUGGUGCAGAGUGGGGGUGCCGCCAGUGCGCCCCACCUCCACGACUACCUCAAUCCGGUGGAUGUGUCGCGCUUCUCCAGCCCACGGGUGACCCCCCGCCUGAGCCGCAAGCGGGCGCUGUCCAUCUCCCCGCUGUCAGACGCCAGCCUGGAUCUGCAGCGGAUGAUCCGGACGUCACCCAACUCGCUGGUGGCCUACAUCAACAACUCCCGCAGCAGCUCGGCGGCCAGCGGCUCCUACGGCCACCUGUCAGCAGGCACUCUCAGCCCAGCCUUCACCUUCCCCCACCCCAUCAACCCGGUGGCCUACCAGCAGAUCCUGAGCCAGCAGAGGGGCCUGGGCUCAGCCUUCGGACACACCCCGCCCUUGAUCCAGCCCUCGCCCACCUUCCUGGCGCAGCAGCCCAUGGCCCUCGCCUCCAUCAAUGCCACGCCCACCCAGCUCAGUGGCAGCGCCACCUGUCUGAGCGACGCCACCCAGAACAAGCAGAACAGCGAAUCGGCUGUGAGCAGCACCGUGAACCCCAUCGUAAUUCAUAAGCGCAGCAAGGUCAAGACAGAGGCAGAGGGCCUGCGGCCAGCCUCCCCGCUGACCCUGACGCAGGAGCAGCUGGCUGACCUCAAGGAAGACCUGGACAGGGACGACUGUAAGCAGGAGGCCGAAGUGAUCAUCUAUGAGACCAACUGCCACUGGGAAGACUGCACCAAGGAGUACGACACCCAGGAGCAGCUGGUGCACCACAUCAACAACGAGCACAUCCAUGGGGAGAAAAAGGAGUUCGUGUGCCGCUGGCAGGCCUGCACGAGGGAGCAGAAGCCCUUCAAGGCCCAGUACAUGCUGGUGGUGCACAUGCGCCGGCACACGGGCGAGAAGCCCCACAAGUGCACGUUCGAGGGCUGCUCAAAGGCCUACUCCCGCCUGGAGAACCUGAAGACGCACCUGCGGUCCCACACUGGGGAGAAACCAUAUGUGUGUGAGCACGAGGGUUGCAACAAGGCCUUCUCCAAUGCCUCAGACCGCGCCAAGCACCAGAACCGCACCCACUCCAAUGAGAAACCCUACAUCUGCAAGAUCCCAGGCUGCACCAAGCGAUACACAGACCCCAGCUCUCUCCGGAAGCAUGUGAAGACGGUACACGGCCCAGAUGCUCACGUCACCAAGAAGCAGCGUAACGACGUGCACCUCCGCGCCCCGCUGCUCAAGGAGAACGGGGACCACGAGGCCAGUGCCGAGCCCGGGGGCCGAGGCCCGGAGGAGAGUGCCGAGGCCAGCAGCACCGGCCAGGCCGUGGAAGACUGCCUGCACAUCAAAGCCAUCAAGACCGAGAGCUCCGGGCUGUGUCAGUCCAGCCCUGGGGCCCAGUCGUCCUGCAGCAGCGAGCCCUCUCCCCUGGGCAGUGCCCCCAACAACGACAGCGGCGUGGAGAUGCCAGGGACUGGGCCCGGGAGCCUGGGAGACCUGACAGCUCUGGAUGACACGCCCCCGGGGGCCGACGCCUCAGCCCUGGCCGCUCCCUCUGCUGGUGGCCUGCAGCUGCGCAAACACAUGACCGCCAUGCACCGGUUCGAGCAGCUCAAGAAGGAGAAGCUCAAGUCACUGAAGGAUUCCUGCUCCUGGGCCGGGCCGGCUCCACACACCCGGAACACCAAACUGCCUCCCCUCCCGGGAAGUGGCUCCAUCCUGGAAAACCUCGGCGGCGGCGGGCCGAGCGGGCUGCUGCCCAACCCGCGGCUGUCCGAGCUGUCCGCGGGCGAGGUGACCAUGCUGAGCCACCUGCAGGAGCGCCGCGACAGCUCCACCAGCACGGUCAGCUCCGCCUACACCGUGAGCCGCCGCUCCUCCGGCAUCUCCCCCUACUUCUCCAGCCGCCGCUCCAGCGAGGCCUCGCCCCUGGGCGCCGGCCGCCCGCACAACGCCAGCUCGGCCGACUCCUACGACCCGAUCUCCACCGACGCGUCGCGGCGCUCCAGCGAGGCCAGCCAGUGCAGCGGCGGCGGCUCGGGGCCGCUCAGCCUCACGCCCGCGCAGCAGUACAGCCUGCGCGCCAAGUACGCCGCGGCCACCGGCGGGCCGCCGCCCACCCCGCUCCCCGGCCUGGAGCGCGCGGGCCUCCGGACCAGGCGACCCGACGCCCUGGCUGUGCCGCGGGUGCAGCGCUUCCACAGCGCCCACGACGUGAACCCGGCCCCGCUGCCGCCCUGCGCCGACAGGCGAGGUCUCCGCCUGCCCGGCCACGCCAGCGCCGACGGCGGCCUGGCCCGAGGCGCCUACUCCCCGCGGCCGCCCAGCAUCAGCGAGCACGUGGCCACGGAGGCCUUGGCGGUGGGAGCGGACAGCGCCGGGCCCGAGGUGGGCCUCAUGCUGCCCGAGGACGACCUCGUGCUGCCGGACGACGUGGUACAGUACAUCAAGGCGCACGCGGGCGGUGCCCUGGACGACAGCCCCUCACAGGCCUAUCCCCCCGAAAGCACCUGCUUCUCUGAGAACCCCAAACUGCCCAGCCCGGGGCUGCACGGCCCCCGCAGGAUGGUGGCUGCGGACUCCAAUGUGGGCCCCUCCGCCCCUGUGCUGGGAGGCUGCCAGCUGGGCUACGGGCCCCCCUCCAGCCUGAACAAAAACAACAUGCCUGUGCAGUGGAAUGAGGUGAGCUCCGGCACCAUGGACGCCCUGGCCAGCCAGGCGAAGCCUUCACCCUUUUCGCAGGGCAACCUGGCUGUGGUGCAGCAGAAGCCGGCCUUCAGCCAGUACCCGGGCUAUAGUCCACAAGGCCUGCAGCUGAGCCCGGGAGCCCUGGACAGCGGGCAGGGACACUUUCAGCCCUGCGGGGGAGGCCCCUCGGUGCCUAGGAUAAAUUACAUGCAGCAGCUGCGGCAGCCAGGGACAGGUGGUCAGUGUUCCAAUAUGACCACCACCGUGAGCCCCCACACCAAUUACGGCCAGGCGCACCCCCAGCUGAGUCCCAGUGCCACGGGUGGGACCUUGAACCAGUACCCCCCGUCCUGUAACAACAUGGCAGCCAAGCCAGUCCACUUGGGGCUCCCCCAGCAAAUGGAAAUCGCUCCCGAAGCCAGCAUGAUGGGCAGCAGCCGCAGGGAACUCGGAAUCACCAAUUCAGCCCUGGCCGGGAUGCCUCCGCUUCACUCCACCCAGAGCUACCCACAGCAGAGCCAUCACCUGGCAAACCCCAUAAGCCAGGAGAGCUACCGCCAAGGCCCCAACCUUCUACCUGCCCAGCAACCUGGCUUCAUGGAACCCCAGCAGGGCACCGCGGGGGUAGCCGGGUCCAGCUUUGGCCUAGUUCAACCCCGGCCUCCCGCCGAGCCCAGCCCCGCCGGCUGCCACCGGGGGGUGCGUGCCGGGGUGCAGCUGGCCUACGCCAGAGCCACCGGCCACGCCAUGGCUGCUGUGUCGGCCCCUCAGGAGAUGGCAGAUGCGCCCAAGGGAGCAAUGGGCGGCGUGGUGUCCCGGCCUCCCCAGCCCCCCCCGCAGGACACGGGUGGGGUCCCGGACCACAGCAUGCUGUACUACUACGGCCAGAUCCACAUGUAUGAACAGAACGGAGGCCUGGAGAACCACGCAGGCUGCCAGGUCAUGCGGCCCCAGCCACCGCCGCCACAGGCCUGCCCCGACAGCAUCCAGCCCCAGCCCUUGCCCUCUCCAGGGGUCAACCACGUGUCCAGCACUGUGGACUCCCAGCUACUGGAGGCUCCCCAGAUUGAUUUUGAUGCCAUCAUGGAUGAGGGCGAUCACUCGAGCUUGCUCUCAGGCACCCUGAGUCCCAGCCUCCUCCACAGCCUCUCCCAGAACUCCUCCUGCCUCACCACCCCCCGGAACUCCCUGACUCUGCCCUCCAUCCCCACGGGCAUCAGCAACAUGGCGGUUGGGGACAUGAGCUCCAUGCUCACCAGCCUGGCAGAGGAGAGCAAGUUCCUGAACAUGAUGACCUAAGUUCCCAGCCCCUGGCGCUCUGUGGAGCCGGAGGAACCUUCAUUUCCCAGAGCACGGGAGUUCUAGUUUGUCUUUUUCCAAAAAAAAAGUAUUAAAUAGGUCUGAGGGCGUUUUGCCAAUGGCCGGUCCGGACCACAAAUGCUUUAAGGGCAGCUUCGUGUGCAACCUGUCUGGUCGUCUUCGGGAUGGCUUUUCAGAACACUUUAAAAAGUCUCAACAAGAAAGGCAAGGCAGGAGCGAAAACCUCGUUUGCACAGUGCUUCCCAGCCUUUGGUGUUUAUAGGACCAAAUUGUUCUGGCUUCUUCACCUCUGUCAUUUGGCUAAUGAGGGAUUACGCUGGCCAAAGGCUUUCCGAGUACAUGAGGAAAGAGGGUAGAGGGAACCACAUUUGGGUUUGAAUCCGAAAGCCAUACUGGAUAUUCUAAUCCAGGAGGAGAAGUUUCUCGUUCCCGUACCUGCAAGGUAAAGGAAUUCCUGGCCCACUGGAAUUCUUCUACGAAGCUUACUUCUUGAGGCCUCUCGCAUCCCUGUGCCACAGAGGAAGAAAACAGAUUUUUACCUGGAUGAUUUGGAAGCACGUCCUGAUUCCAGGUCUGGUAGAGCUGGCAUCUCUACCCCGCAAAGCCAAGUUUGCGACGGGCAGGCUGUUCAAGUGUAUACGAAUGACUAAAGAAUGGAAGUAUUGCCAGAAAAAAAGAAAAAUUGUAGUGCUUGGGGCAAGCCCAGAAGCUGCCCUAGCCUCUCCAGACCGUGUUUACAGUGUUCAUGCAUGUAGAAUGUAGCCCUUCCUGGAAAGAACACUUCUAAAUACCUCGGGGUGGCUGGAGCUGCUAUGGGCUAUGGAUGGACCCAGGUGAGCCGACACCUGGCACGGGACCUCCAGAAAGUGGGAGAGCGCCAGGGACCCGGCCUCAGGCCACCCUGGAGAUCUCCCAUAGGAAGAGGAAGUCGUAUGUUUACCCAAUCCUGUUUCUCCGAUGCACUGUCCGCCCACUUUGCCACGGAAAACCCCAGGACUUUGAUGGCGGCCUCUGCCCAGUCUCCCCCAGGCUGUGUUGUCCGCUUACCUGCAGCCCAGUGGUCUGUGCCAAGGUACAACAUGACGUCCCGGGGUCUUCUGGGUUCCCUCCCCUCUGUCCUGUUCAUUCCGCAGAGCACGAUGACCUGCAUCCUGUUUUUGGUGGGGCUGAGUGGGUGAAGGGGUUGUUUCCUGGGACUCUGAGGGACCAUCCCUGAAUUUUCCUGUUCGCUGUGAACAAGCCCCACCUGGAAGUGGAACUUGGGACUGGUAUCAGAAGACAUCGUUCCUGAACAUACUGUAGGGCGAAUGGAUACCUCCCCCCUCCCCCCACCACACACACAUACACACACCCCCACACCUUUCCCACGCUGAAUUUGUGGCGACCUGGCCAAAACCAACCACACCACUGUGAGCCUGAUGAUAACCGUGACCCUGGCCUCGGCCACGGCAGGGCCAAGAUUUUCCCUGGGCCCUCUGCAUCCAGAACAUCAGACGCUUUGUUAGGGUCCAGAGACAAAGCCAAGUCCAAAUAACAGCCCUGGGACCCCUCCGAGGGCGUGGGCUCCGUGGUGGUGUUCGUUCACUCCCUGAGCUAGGAUUUCACUAGCCGUCCCCAGCCUGUGUAUAACCUGUACAGAAGGCGUCGUCCCUGAAAAUACUGUAGGUGAAUCAUCCAGCCAAAUUUAUAUCUCCAAAAUAUUUAGCUUUUUCUACAUGCUAUGAAUUGAGAUGACACACUCAACUUGUAAAUAAGUCUUUUUGUACAUUAAAAAAGUAAUUUUUUCAUAA